GGAUCUUAAAUAUGUCAAGAUCUCAAAAAAACGACAAUUUUAUUGAUAAAACCUUUACUAUCUUAGCAGAUCUUAUUCUCAAAUUUUUACCCACAAAUAUAAACGCUAAAAAGGCAUUUUCCUAUUAUAGGGAUGGCAUGUCUGCACAGUCUGAAGGAGAAUAUGCAGAAGCCCUAGCUAAUUACCAUGAAGCUUUGAAUUUAGAGGAUGACCUAUAUGAUAAAAGUUUUAUAUUAUAUAAUAUUGGACUAAUUCACGCAAGCAAUGGAGAAUAUGUAAAAGCACUUGAAUAUUAUCAUAAAGCUCUUGAAGCUAAUAACAAGCUUCCACAAGCAUUAAAUAAUAUUGCCGUUAUAUAUCAUUAUCAAGCAGUUAAGGCUUCUGAAAUUAGUGAUUUAGAAACUGCACAAGCUUUAUUUCAUGAAGCCGCACAAUAUUGGAAACAAGCUAUUAAAUUAGCUCCUUCUAAUUAUAUUGAAGCUCAGAAUUGGUUAUUAUCAACUGGUCGUUUAUAGAACAUUAACAGAAGUUUAAUUAAUUGUCUA
Messenger RNA from Galdieria sulphuraria, 545 nucleotides. Its product is annotated as [pt] photosystem I assembly related protein. Bases 12 to 515 code for a protein of 167 amino acids. The transcript has a single exon. NCBI's taxonomy places the organism in Eukaryota, Rhodophyta, Bangiophyceae, Galdieriales, Galdieriaceae. The record is from RefSeq and is a predicted model, not a curated record. Gene Ontology annotation, molecular function: protein binding.